Prorocentrum cordatum is the source of this 1047-nucleotide messenger RNA. NCBI's taxonomy places the organism in Eukaryota, Dinophyceae, Prorocentrales, Prorocentraceae. The record is from the annotation of a GenBank genome assembly.
AUGUCGCUGUUGGAGGUGCUGGCGGCCUGCCCUGCGGCGGCCGCGGCGCGCGGUGCCGCCGCGGCGGCGCUCGGCGCAGGGACCGCGGGCAAGGUGCUCGUGUCGCUCACGGCCGCAGCCGCCCGCGGCGCCGCCCAGGGCGCGGCGGCAGCGCCGAGCGACGGCGGCGGCCAAGGGGGCGCUGGAGGCGGCCUCCUCUCGCUCGUGGAGGAUGCCUUGUGGGCCAUCGGACGUGCAGCGGGGCUGGAAGGGAAGCCCACCCUUACCGAGGCGAAGUCGCGCCUCCGCGAGGUGGGGCCCGAGGGGGCCGCCCUGGCAUCGCGCCUGGGGCGGCUCAGCCGUGCCCGCAACUCGGCGGGCCACCCCGACGUCGGCCUGGCGCGCGACGUCGCGGCCGCCUUCGCGGGCAAGCGCGAGGACAAGCAGCUGGCCACGGAGGGCAACGUGCUGCAGCCGAAGCAGCUUAAGGUCAAGCAUGGCGACCUCAACCGCAUGGGGCUCGAGGCCAUGUUCGAGGCCAAGUUCCAGGCCAUGGAGGAGCUGCUGGUGGAGCAGUCGCGGGCGUACCAGCUGCUCAUCGAGGGCCUGGGCGCAACGGUCUGCUCGGAGGGGGAAAAGAUCGGCUUCGACAUCCACGCAGGCCACGUGGAGCCGGCUGCCAAGGAAAAGGCGAAGGUCGUAAGCACGAGGGGCCAGCUUGCCGACCAUGUGAAGAGCGAGGAGCUCAAGGAGGCCAUCGUUGACUGCCAGGUCGACAACGCGGUCGAGGCCUACGACGACGGCGGCGACGUCGUGGGGCACGAGGCGCUGGCGGAGGCGCGCGCGGAGUCGUUCGUCGCGGCUUCUUCCGGUUUCUACUCCGCGCGGUUGGGGCGCAUCGUGAGGGCGUGUCUCCUUGAGCAGGACCUCGCAGCCUCGACUGCCACGGAGACCUGUGUCGAGGACCUGUUCCACAACGUCUACUCCUACCUCGCUGCCUGCCACGGGAUUGAUGCGCGCGUCAAGCCGAGCCUUCAAGGCCAGGUCGACGAGCUCAUCUCCUGCUCG